GCGUGGGUGGCGGAUGUCAACUGGCAAGGAGGGGCAGUAGAGAACAGGAGGAAGGGAGGAAGGGAGGGAGGAGAGCGAAAUCGAAAGCGAGCGAGAGGUAAAGAGUGCGUGGAGAAGAGUGUUGUGUUGCAUCCAUGGCGGCGGCGGCGGCAGCGGCAGCGGCAGCGACGGCAGCGGGUUCCAUCGCGGCCUGCGCCCCAGGGUCGGCGGCGGCACCUCGGCUGUCGCCUAGCGGAUCUGCUUCCGCGCAAGAAGCCGGUAUGUGCGCCGCCGCCAAGCUGACGGCUACGUGUCGCGCGCGAGCGCCCGCGUUGACCUCGCAGUUCCGCGGGACUCCAGUCGCCUGGCGGCAGCAUGGCGCAAGCAAGGCGGAGGCCAUGCCACGUGGCAGCAGCGGCAGCAGGACCAAUCGGGUUGCAGUGUUGGCGGCGGCGGCAGUUUCCACGCCAACGAAGUCGGAGAAGACGACAGGUGUCACCGGCUCGGUGAAGACAGGCAUGACGAUGACCGAGAAGAUCCUGGCCAAAGCCGCGGGGAAGGGGAGGGUGUCCCCCGGAGAGAACGUGUGGGUGCGCGCGGACACCUUGAUGACGCACGAUGUCUGUGGUCCCGGCACCUUCGGCGUUUUCAAGAAGGAGUUCGGUCCCGACGCUAAGGUCUGGGACCCCGAGAGAGUGGUGAUCAUCCCCGAUCAUUACAUCUUCACCGCCGACGAGAGAGCUAAUCGGAAUGUGGACAUCCUGCGGGACUUUGCGCGGGAACAGAACAUCAAAUACUUUUACGAUAUCGUCGAGAAGAGCGAUUUUCGCGCCAAUCCGGACUACAAGGGGGUGUGCCACGUGGCACUCGCUCAGGAAGGCCAUUGUCGACCUGGUGAGGUGUUGUUUGGCACAGAUUCGCACACGUGUACCGCUGGCGGGUUUGGGCAAUUUGCCAGCGGCAUAGGGAAUACCGACGCGGGGUUCAUUCUUGGCACGGGGAAACUGCUAAUUAAGGUGCCAGCGACGAUGAGGUUCAUCCUCGAUGGGGAGAUGCCGAGUUAUUUGCUAUCGAAAGACCUGAUUCUGCAGAUCAUCGGAGAGAUCGGCGUGGCGGGAGCCACUUAUCGCGCGAUGGAAUUCGCGGGAACGACCGUGGAUGGCAUGACGAUCGAAGAUCGGAUGACUCUGUGCAAUAUGGUAGUUGAGGCGGGGGGCAAGAAUGGGGUUGUGCCAGCCGACAAGACGACCUUCGACUACCUUGAGGAGAGGACUAACGUCCCUUUUGAAGUCUUCCGGAGUGAUGGCGAUGCGCAGUUCCACAGCGAGUACCGAUUUGAUGUGUCGAAGAUUGAACCUGUGGUGGCCAUGCCGCAUUCUCCAGACAACGGAGCUUUGGCGCGGGAAUGCAAGGAUAAGAAGAUAGACAGAGCGUAUAUCGGAUCGUGUACUGGCGGGAAAACCGAGGACUUCAUGGCGGCGGCGAAACUGAUGCACUCGGCGGGAAAGCGGGUGGUGGUCCCCACAUUCCUCGUCCCCGCCACGCAAAAGGUGUGGAUGGACUUGUAUACUCAGCCGGUACCGGGAACUGGCGGGAAAACGUGCGCGGAGAUCUUCAAUGAGGCAGGAUGUGAUACUCCCGCCUCACCAUCUUGUGCGGCAUGCCUUGGUGGUCCCAAGGACACGUAUGGAAGGAUGAACGAGCCUCUGGUCUGUAUAUCAACGACGAAUAGGAACUUUCCAGGAAGAAUGGGGCACAAGGACGCGCAAAUCUACCUGGCAUCCCCGUACACCGCCGCGGCGUCAGCGCUGACAGGAUUUGUUACGGAUCCCAGAGAGUUUUUGUGUUAAGGAGAAAAAAAAAAAAAAGGAAACGAAACGUCUUUUGACACCAAAUUGAGAGAGAGAGAGAGAGAGAGAGAGAGAGAGAGUUCUGCUGAAAGAGAAAAACAUGUGGUUAACUGAAGGGCGCAAAGUUGACGAGGAAGGGACGCUUUACUCGUUCACAGAUUGUGCGUAAAUGGAACAUUAUAGGAAGGAAUGGUGGGAAUUCGUUCGUGUGUGUGUGUGUGUGUGUGUGUGUG
Chara braunii is the source of this 2062-nucleotide messenger RNA. The record is from the annotation of a GenBank genome assembly. NCBI's taxonomy places the organism in Eukaryota, Viridiplantae, Streptophyta, Charophyceae, Charales, Characeae.